AUGUGUCGAAAAAGACAUCGCUACAGUCAAUUGAGAAACUUGCGGCGAUAGUUUAAAAUCGAAUGCCGUCGACGUUCCUGCAUCAAUAUGCAACAAAACAAUAGUAGCAUUAAUGGUGCAAAUGAGGUUGUCGUUGCCAAAUUCAACUAUACCGCACAAGAAAAUCAUGAAUUAUCCGUGCAGAAAAACGAACGCUUGAUCUUAAUUGAUGAUUCAUGUCUUUGGUGGAAAGUCAAACGUGUCGAUUCCGAUGAUACUGGAUACAUUCCAUCAAAUUUUGCUCGACGAGAAAAACGUUCACUACUCGAUAAAAUCAUCUCGAAACGGAUCAAUAAAAAACAAACUGUCUCCAACGGAUAUAAUCAGGAACGAGUACUCUCCUUAGCCCUUGUCAAAUUUCGAUACGAUGCGGAAAGUGAAGAUGAAAUCAGUUUAAACAAAGGUAUUUGGGUAAAUGUAUUACAAAAGAAAAACGAUGGCUGGUGGCUUGUACAAUACGAAAAACAACGUGGAUGGUUUCCGUCAAAUUAUCUCAUUGAAAAAACGAAUGAUGGGUUAAAUUCUCUCUCCCUACUGAAUCAAUUGAAACAUCAUCAUUCAUCUUCAUCAUCCAAUGGCCUCUCGUCAUCCAGUAGUGCGAAUUCCAAUAUCGUUGAAACCGAUCAUCCAAAUCUACUUACGACAACAAAUAACAAUAGUCUACAACAAAAUCGUCACAAUUCUCAUCCUCCUCAUAUCACUAAUACAACUGAUGAGUACGCAUUCGUUAUAAAACCAUCAAAAUUCGCUCAUUCCGAUGGUAAACUCGAUUCAUGUUUAACAUGCAACAAUCCACAACAGAAGAAUAGCUCCUGGUCAGCUUUACUCCAAUACGAUAAUACCAAUUCAGGUUACGCUUCGUCGUCUGCUAUCAGUAAUGAUCCAUUGAAUGUUGUUGAUGGUUUGACAACAUUAACAUUAAAGUCAUCCAAAAAAUAUUUGAAUGAUUCGCCUUACGAUAACGAAAGUUGGUAUUAUGGAUCGAUAACACGUGAUGAAGCGGAGAAGCUGUUGAAAUAUGAUGGAGUCGAAAUAGGAGAUUUUCUUGUUCGAAACAGUGAACGAAAAAUUGGUCAUUAUUCUCUGAGCAUCCGGGCUGAAGAAGAGCUAAUUCGUCAUUUUCGUAUUGAAUCAAGUGAUGACGGGAAUCGCUUUAUAAUCGGUAAACGUUCAUUUAAAUCACUAAAUGACCUUAUCGAACAUUAUAAAACACAUCCCGUAUUCGAUGCUGAUCCAAAUCAAAAACUGUAUCUAAACAAACCGUUGAUUAUAAACGAUUCAAAUCAACAUUUAUAA
Adineta ricciae is the source of this 1335-nucleotide messenger RNA. The record is from the annotation of a GenBank genome assembly. NCBI's taxonomy places the organism in Eukaryota, Metazoa, Rotifera, Eurotatoria, Adinetida, Adinetidae.